UGCGGAUUAGCCCCCCUCUCUCACUCCCACACUUCUUUUGUGUUACGAGCGCACGCUUGCUCUACCAGAGGCUUCUUCUUCUCCUUCCUCCUGUUCAUGGAGCUUCGGAGGCGCCAAGAUCAAGGCUUCUCUGAGAGGAAAGGACAGAAGCGGAAGCUGGAGGAGGAAUUGGAAGUGGAGUCUGAGAUCUCGGCUCCCGCGCCCACCGGCGACGUCGGUAAGGCGUUGCUCGCCGAGGUAAAGGCGCAGGUUGACGUCCUUGACUCCACUUUCUCAUGGAGAGAAUCCGAUCGAGCCGCAGCUAAGCGCGCCACUCACGUCCUCGCUGAGCUUGCCAAGAAUGAAGAAGUAGUGAACGUGAUUGUUGAAGGAGGCGCAAUUCCGGCUUUGGUUAAUCAUCUUCAAGCACCUCCUUCGAGUGAAAACGAUUCUGGCCAGAAGCCGUUUGAGCACGAGGUUGAGAAAGGGAGUGCUUUUGCUCUGGGACUUCUUGCCGUCAAGCCAGAACAUCAACAACUUAUUGUUGACAAUGGUGCAUUGAAACAUCUUGUUGAUCUGCUAAAGAGGCAUAAUAAUAGCUCUACUUCUCGUGCUGUGAAUAGUGUCAUUCGUAGGGCUGCAGAUGCGAUCACUAAUCUUGCUCAUGAAAAUAGUAACAUCAAAACUUGUGUCAGGAUGGAAGGUGGGAUUCCACCACUUGUUGAGUUGCUUGAAUUCAAUGAUGCAAAGGUUCAGAGAGCAGCUGCUGGUGCGCUGCGUACCCUAGCUUUUAAAAACGAUGAAAAUAAAAAUCAGAUUGUCAAAUGCAAUGCUCUUCCAAAUCUGAUUCUAAUGCUACGUUCUGAAGAUCCUGCUAUUCAUUAUGAAGCGGUUGGUGUGAUUGGAAAUCUAGUACACUCUUCUCCUAAUAUAAAGAAACAAGUUAUUCUAGCUGGAGCUUUACAACCUGUAAUUGGAUUACUUCGAUCUUGCUGCUCUGAGAGCCAAAGGGAAGCAGCAUUGUUACUUGGACAGUUUGCAGCUACUGAUUCUGACUGCAAGGUUCAUAUUGUACAGAGAGGUGCUGUUCCACCUCUUAUAGAGAUGCUUCAGUCCCAUGAUGUACAUCUCAAAGAAAUGUCUGCCUUUGCAUUGGGCCGACUGGCACAGGACAUGCAUAACCAAGCUGGUAUUGCACACAAUGGUGGCUUAUUGCCAUUACUCAAGCUUCUUGAUUCAAAAAAUGGGUCUUUGCAACAUAAUGCCGCUUUUGCACUUUAUGGCCUUGCAGAUAAUGAGGAUAACGUGUCCGAUUUUAUUAGGGUAGGUGGUGUUCAGAGACUGCAGGAUGGAGAGUUUAUUGUUCAGGCAACAAAAGAUUGUGUUGCAAAGACUUUGAAAAGAUUAGAGGAGAAGAUUCGUGGCUGUGUCCUCAAUCAUUUGUUAUAUCUUAUGCGCAUUUCAGAAAAGGCUGUCCAACGUCGAGUUGCUUUGGCUCUUGCUCAUCUUUGUUCUGCGGAUGAUCAGAGAUUAAUAUUCAUCGAUAACAAUGGUUUGGAGUUGCUUCUUGGGCUUCUUGGCUCUUCUAGCACAAAGCAGCAACUUGAUGGUGCUGUAGCUUUGUGCAAAUUGUCGAAGAAAGCCUUGACACUGUCUCCCAUAGAUGCAGCUCCCCCAUCUCCAACACCUCAGGUCUAUUUAGGAGAGCAGUAUGUCAACAACGCUACAUUGUCUGAUGUUACAUUUUUGGUUGAAGGGAAGCGGUUUUAUGCUCACAGAAUCUGCCUACUUGCGUCUUCAGAUGCAUUUCGUGCAAUGUUUGAUGGUGGUUAUAGGGAGAAGGAUGCGAGAGAUAUAGGAAUUCCAAAUAUAAGAUGGGAUGUUUUUGAACUAAUGAUGAGAUUCAUCUAUACUGGAUCAGUUGAUGUUACUCUGGACAUUGCUCAAGAUCUCCUUCGAGCCGCUGAUCAAUAUCUCCUAGAAGGACUUAAGAGACUCUGUGAGUACGCAAUUGCGCAGGACAUAUCACUUGAGACUGUGUCAAGUAUGUACGACCUUUCAGAAGCCUUUAAUGCAAUAUCAUUGAGGCACUCUUGCAUUGUUUACAUCCUGGAGCAGUAUGAUAAACUGUGUACAAAACCUGGGCACUCUCAGCUGAUCCAACGCAUUAUGCCAGAGAUACACAACUACUUCGCAAAAGCGCUCACGAAGGCUAACUCUGCUAUCGAUCGGUCGUAGCAUGCCAACCAUUUUGUUGUUGACCUCUAACUGAUGAUUGUGGUGUACAGAAUGCUGUAGGUGUUCUUCCUGUUAUCUUUUGUUGAGAUAGGGAAAAAGGGGUGUCUCCUUUAUUGAAUACUGCAUGGCUGAAGGAAAUAAGUCAGACCAGUCAUGUGUGUUCCUCUCUGAUGCAGCGUAAGUCCAUUUAAUUGUUUGUAUCGUCAUUGUCAUAAGUAGAUAUAACAUAAGCCAAUAUGACCUUCACCAACAUUGCUUUUUUCUCCUGCAAUAUUGUGAUGGUUAUAUGCAACUCUCUCUCUCUCUCUCGAUUUUGCAUUCAGGAAUUACGAUUCAUUGUGUUGGUGAUGAUAGGUUAAUGUUUCUCGUAGAGUACGUAUAAUGUACAUGUGUGUAUCACAAUUAUUCUGCAAGAAAUUAUGCUGUUAGGCUUAAGCCUUUGAAUUUGGUCUUCUGAUA
This is a messenger RNA of Prosopis cineraria, 2676 nucleotides long. RefSeq names its product ARM REPEAT PROTEIN INTERACTING WITH ABF2-like. The record is from RefSeq and is a predicted model, not a curated record. The transcript is spliced from 19 exons. Lineage: Eukaryota; Viridiplantae; Streptophyta; Magnoliopsida; Fabales; Fabaceae. Gene Ontology annotation, molecular function: protein binding. The coding region runs from base 97 to 2217 and encodes 706 amino acids.